AUGAAGGUGAAGGUGGUGAUAUUGGGACAGGAUCCAUACCAUGGACCAGGUCAAGCUCAUGGUCUGAGUUUCAGUUUUCAGGGCGAGGAGGACGAGCCUCUUCCACGUAGCUUAAAGAAUAUUUACAACGAGCUGAUGACUGAUAUUCCAGGAUUCCAACAUCCAAAACAUGGCUCGCUGAUUGGCUGGGGUAGACAAGGUGUCCUUUUGUUGAACACCUGUCUCACAGUGGAGCAAGGCAAACCUAAAUCUCAUAACGACCAAGGCUGGGAAACAUUUACAGACGCUGUCAUAUCAUAUCUCAGCAACAACUACACGGGGCUGGUGUUUAUGUUGUGGGGAAAGGAAGCUCAAGAAAAGACAGUCUUAAUAGACCCGGCUCGGCACCACGUUCUCGAGUGUUCCCAUCCAUCACCUAGGUCUGUAAAUAAAACUGAUCGCCCAUUCAACGGCUGCAAACACUUCUCCAGAUGUAAUGCAUGCUUAGUAGGACAAGGCAAGGACCCUAUAGAUUGGAAUUGCCUUUCUAUCGAUUAGAAUCGGCUGCCUAAAGACUGGAAUCGGCUGCCUAUUAACUUGGAUUCUGGAGUUUGCUGCCUAAAGACUUGAAUUGACUGCCUAUUAACUUGGAUUCUGGAUUUUGCUGCCUAAAGACUUGAAUUGACUGCCUAUUAACUUGGAUUCUGGAGUUUACUGCAUAUAAACUGGAAUUGGCUGCUUCUUUACCUGCGUGUUUACUUGGAUGGGUCACCUACUGCCAGGUAUUGGCUGCCUAUUGACUGGACUGGGGUGCCCAACAGUGGUAUCGUGGCGCGUUAGUGAUUAAUUUAGACUGGAACAUGUCGCCAAGUGUUUCUGACACUAUCAUGGUGAGGACGUUUUGAGACAUAUUUUUUUUGAUUAAUUUCUUCGUCCUCUCCAGGUGAAACCGGACCUGGGGGAUGGGGGGUGGGGG
Messenger RNA from Pecten maximus, 955 nucleotides. Its product is annotated as uracil-DNA glycosylase-like. The transcript has 6 exons. Bases 1 to 537 code for a protein of 178 amino acids. Gene Ontology annotation, biological process: base-excision repair, AP site formation via deaminated base removal; base-excision repair. Gene Ontology annotation, molecular function: uracil DNA N-glycosylase activity. Gene Ontology annotation, cellular component: nucleus; mitochondrion. Lineage: Eukaryota; Metazoa; Mollusca; Bivalvia; Pectinida; Pectinidae. The record is from RefSeq and is a predicted model, not a curated record.